AUUUGUGGAGAUUUCAGAUCUAUAUGUAAAUUGUGAUGGCAUGUCUUACUUAGGGAUGUUUCCCAGAAAGUUGCCAAUAAUCGAUUGUGCAGCUACCUACCUACAUUACUUCUAAAUUUUCUUUUGCUAAUAAUGACCAGGCCCACAGUGGACUAAUCGUAAAAACACGGUUCUCAGUAUAACACUGACGUACUUAUAAAAACAAAGUACCCAAUACCUACAAAGUACUUAUCUACCUAAUAAUGACAAACAAAAGUAAUAUAACUGUGACCUUAGGAGGAAAAUCAAUUUAUGCUUUCCAACUGCUUUGUUGCAUGCUCCUUGUUCAAAUGUGUGAUUAGCAGUUUAAUUAAUUUUAAUACUCUCUCACGCCCUUACAAAAAGCAGCUUUAGCUAUCUUCGAAAAGUUCGGAAAAAGAUGGUCAUGUCUGGUAUCGCCAAGUGAGCCGCUCCCCUGCGUCUACAAAUGAUAUGUUUCGCUUACAAGAAGCUUUGGAUAAUGAGCUGGUAGAGCAAGAUGCUCGAGAAAUGGGAAUAUGUCCUGUCAGGAGACGCCUGUACGAUCAACUCAUGGAAGAAUUAGUGCGCCAAGAGUUAGUGACCUGUCCAGAAAGAGGUAGACUGUUGCGAAUGGUGCAAAUGGAAUGCCAACUAUCUCUAACUUCAACCGUCACUGGAUACGAAAGUGCGGUUGCAUAUGGAUUGAAAAAGCGUUUGUCAUCUGGUCAAGAAGCAUCCAGAUUAUCUUCCCUAGUGUCCGAGUCCCUGAUGCUGUUGGCAACUUUGGAACAAGAGGUGAGGGAGCUUGAACCGGAGAUUGUGAAGAUAAGGGAAGGACUUGUGGAAAAGGAAGUUGCCCAACAAAAAGAGUUAGAGGGUGAAGAAUUUGUUUUAAAGGAUGAAAACGAACGCAUUUUGCGGCAGAUGAUGGAUGUCAUAAAUAUUAGCUUUGAUACAGAAAACUAAGCAAAUUCUGAAAAUUAUUCUGUGGAAUUUCGUGUUUCAAAAGAAUAAUAAGGAAUAAUAAUGUCUUUUUUCUUUGUGUUUUCGUUUUUAAACAAAUAAAUAAAAUAAAGCUUUGAGAGGAAAAAAGACCUUUU
This is a messenger RNA of Parasteatoda tepidariorum (common house spider), 1100 nucleotides long. The record is from RefSeq and is a predicted model, not a curated record. Lineage: Eukaryota; Metazoa; Arthropoda; Arachnida; Araneae; Theridiidae.